AUGGCUGAAUUAGAUACUGGUAUCUUGAAGAAAUUGUUCACAUCUGAACAACACUGGAAUGCUAAAGCACCAGCUACUUUGCAAGUUUCAAAUGUUAGACCUAUUCCAAAUGAAGCUGGUAAAAGAUUACGUCUUUUGGUCUCUGAUGGUGUUUUUUCAACACAUGCUGUUGUUAGACCAGAAGGUGUUGCUUAUUGUGAAGAAAAUGGCUUCCAAAGAUCAAGUAUUGUAACUAUCCAAAGAUAUGAAAUUGAGAGAAUGGGUGCUGGCAACAAACAUGUUAUUAUUAUUAGUGAUUUAGUUAUUAAACAGUCAGUUGCAUCUAAAGUCGGUACCGCUAUUGAAUCUUUAGAUGACUAUUUUAGAGCACAUCCAGAAGAAGAUAUAUAUCAAAGUGCGGAAGCUGGUGAAGAAAAUACACCAACUCCUCAAGCUGAAGCACCAAAACAAGAACAACCAAAACAAUCUAUUCCGCAACCACAAUCAUCAACCAAUACUAACAAGGCUUCAUCCAAUCAAAAGAAACCAUCUAAUAUAUACGCUAUUGAUCAGCUAUCUCCAUAUCAAAAUAUAUGGACAAUCAAAGCAAGAGUUUCUUUCAAAGGUGAAAUGCGUACUUGGUCCAAUCAAAGAGGUGAAGGUAAACUUUUCAACGUCAAUUUAUUAGAUGAAACAGAUGAAAUUAGAGCUACAGCUUUCAAUGACAAUGCUGAAAAAUUCUACAACUUAUUGCAAGAAGGUAAAGCUUAUUAUGUGUCAAAAGCUAGAAUCCAACCAUCAAGACCACAAUUUUCAAAUUUAAAACAUCCAUACGAAUUACAAUUAGAUAGAGAUACUGUUAUUGAAGAAUGUUUUGAUGCUGAUGAUGUCCCAAAAUUAAGUUUUGAUUUCGUUAAAUUGAACAAAAUUCAAGAUUUAGAAGCUGAUUCAAUCAUUGAUGUGGUUGGUGUUAUCAAGGAAGUUAACCCACAUUUCCAAAUUACUUCCAAAGCUGGUCGUGCAUAUGAUCGUCGUGAUAUUACUGUUGUUGAUGACAGUCAAUUUGCUAUUUCUGUUGGUUUGUGGAAUAAAACUGCUUUAGAGUUUGAUACUCCAGAAGGAACAGUUAUUGCAAUUAAAGGUGCUAAAGUUUCAGAUUUCAACGGUAAGACCUUAUCAAUAACACCAUCUGGUACAAUCACUACAAACCCUGAUGCACCAGAAGCAUAUGCUAUCAAAGGUUGGUACGAUGCUCAAGGUCGUAAUGAAAAUUUCCAAACUCUGAAAACUGAAUUGGGUACAAGAAAGACAUCUAUUGAAGAACGUAAAACAAUUGGAGAUGUUCAAAACUUAGAAUUGGGUCUUGGUGAAAAACCAGAUUAUUUCACUAUCAAAUCUUCUGUCAACUUUUUGAAGACUGAUAACUUCAGUUAUCCUGCUUGUUCAAGUGAAGGUUGUAACAGAAAAGUUAUUGAACAACAUGAUGGUACUUGGAGAUGUGAAAAGUGUGACAUCAAUCACGCUGUCCCUCUUUAUAGAUAUAUUUUAACUAUUUCAGUUGUUGAUCCAACUGGUCAAUUAUGGGUUACUUUAUUCGAAGAUCAAGCCAAGGCUUUAUUAGGAUAUAGUGCCAAUGACUUGGUUAAAUAUAAAGAAGAAGAUAACUCUUUAUUCACUUCUAUUGUUUCAAAGAUUCAAAUGAACGAAUUUGAGUUCAGAAUUAGAGCUAGGCAAGAUAAUUAUAACGGUCAGGUCAGAAUUAGAUAUAAUGCUGUGAAUGUCAAUAAGAUAGAUUUCAGUAAUGAAGCUGAAUAUUUGGUUAAAAAAUUCGAAAGUUUAGGAGCUUGA
Messenger RNA from Hansenula ciferrii, 1827 nucleotides. RefSeq names its product replication factor A subunit protein RFA1 (gene RFA1). Lineage: Eukaryota; Fungi; Ascomycota; Saccharomycetes; Phaffomycetales; Wickerhamomycetaceae. Gene Ontology annotation, molecular function: DNA binding. The transcript has a single exon. Gene Ontology annotation, biological process: DNA replication; DNA recombination; DNA repair. The coding region runs from base 1 to 1827 and encodes 608 amino acids. Gene Ontology annotation, cellular component: nucleus. The record is from RefSeq and is a predicted model, not a curated record.